AUUGUCACUGCAGCAGUGUGCAGUGAGUUCUAUGCAAUUUUAAUGCUGUAAAUAUUUUUGAUAUAUAUGUUUAAAUUCAUAUUCCACUAGAUUUCUCAUUUUGCACUCUAGCAUUUUCUUAAUCUCUUUCUACAUGAAAUCCCAUAGGUUAGGUUAUGUGCUAAAGUAUAGGUACAGAAAGCUAAUUCUAUAGAGCAAACCUUAGGUACACCCUUUAUUGUUAUAAUUUGUAUAGGAAUGGUCAAGUUCAUUGUUUUGUUCUGUGUAGAGCGCUGGGCAGUACCAGCUUCCUUGUAACUUUAAUUAGACUGUCUAAUGAGCAGUCUGGCUUGGCCAUAAGUUCAGAACCUUUAAAUAGAGAUGCAAAAAGCCAAGAAACUUCAGUUCAUAGUAAAGACACAGAAGAGAGAACUCCAGUUAACGUCAAGAUAUUUCUCGUAUUGAUUGCAACCAAGUGUACUUGUCUUAUAGCCUCCAAUUGUAUUUUACCUCGGAUUUUGGACCGUGGGAUGACGGAAUAAAGUUCCACAUAAGCCACACUAAAGUCUGUGAAUACAUUUCUUUUGGAGUGAGAGUAUUUGUUAGCCGAAACUCCGUCCGUUUAUCGAGGAUAAAGGGCGGCAGCCACAAUAAAAUACAACUGCUGUAGACAUUUACGCUUCGUAAGGCAUGAGUGAGCGAGAAACAUCGGUGAGGAUGACGUCACUGAAAGGAGCAACCAGGGAUGAGGACCUGCAUAGCCAAGUAAGUGGUAGCAGUAGCAGGAGGAGCAGACUGAGCAGGAGAUCGAGUAGAUCAUCAAAAAGUGAACUUUCUGCCCGUAAAGCCUCACUGGAAGCUAAAAAGGAAAAUGAAAGUAAAAUGCUAAUGUUGCUAAAAGAGGACAAAGAAGCUAAACAAGCCUUUCAUCAAAAUAGGAAGGCUGUUCUUGAACAAAAAAUGAAGACUCUUGAGCUUGAACAGGAAGACAUGGAAAAUGCCUAUCUUAGUGAGCAGAAAGUGAUUGCUGCUCAAAAGUCUAUAGUAGCUGCAGACAUAGAAAUCUCAGAACUGGCUAUAUUGGAAGAAUGCUGCGAAGAUGAUAGUGAAACUGAUGAUGAGGUUUCUAUUAAAGGACUGACACGGGAGAAAAGGAGCGAAAGGAUGGAGAGAUUCUUUGGCUCACAAGAGGAAGUCACAGUGAAAAAUAUCAAACCUGAGUCUCCCGUGGUCAAUACUCCACCAGUUAGUAGCCCAGCAGUGCAAGCCAGACAGGAUACAGCCGCAUCAUCACUGGAGGAUUGCCUGCAACAGCUGUCUCGUUUUGUGGCAGGACAAAAUGCAGCUAGUAACCAACUAGCCGCAUUCAGCCAACUCCCUAAGAUCGACGUACCUAUAUUCUCUGGUGAUCCUCUGCAAUACACGUUGUGGAAAAAUGCCUUUGACUGUACAGUGGAUUCAAAGCCAAUUGGUGAGCAGUACAAAUUGAAUUAUUUGAAUGCAUAUGUCAGUGGCAGGGCUAAGGAGAUAGUAGAACACCAUCUUUUGAUAGGAGGGAGUAAUGCAUACCAAGAGGCUUUGAAACAGCUAGAGGACAGAUUUGGUGAUCCCAAUACGAUAAGCGUCUCGUACACCAAGAAACUGACUUCUUGGCCGAAGAUAUCAAGCCACGAUGCCAGUGGACUGAGGGACUUCGCAGAUUUUCUUCAGAAAGUUGUGGCAGCCAAGAGGAGAGUCCGCAACUUGGGAAUUCUGGAUUACCCUCAAGAAAAUGUAAAGCUUGUGGAGAAGUUACCAGGCUAUUUGGAAGGAAAGUGGCGUGAUGAAAUCGACAGAUGGCGUUCUCAUAAAGGCCCACAAAGCUUCCCUUCGUUCACAGAGUUUGCCGAGUUUGUCAUGAGAGCUGCAAGCAAAGCAAACAUCCCUGAGAUGGAGCCAUUAUCAAAGGAGUCAAAGCCGAACUUCAAAGCAAAUCAAAGGAGUAUGAAAGCAAGGACCUUUGUAACAAAUGGACAAGAUGGUGAACCAAGCAAGCAGUCCAAGGCACUGUCUAAGCAUAGGCAUGGCCGCUUCUCAUUGUGCCCCUUUUGCGAGAGAGAUCAUCAUAUUGAAGAUUGUGAUCGUUUCGCAAAAAACUCUGUCCAGGUGAGAAAGGCUUUCUUCAGGAAGAAAAUGAUAUGUCUUGGGUGUGGAGGAACAGACAAUCACUUUGUGAAACAUUGUCAUCAGAGAAAGUCAUGCAAACUUUGUGGGAAAAUGCAUCUCACAUGCCUCCACUAUGACCAAACCAAACCAGACGGCAAAGCUGAACUGCAGGAAGGAACAUCAAAUUGCACAUCUGUAUGUCUAAUGCCUGACCAAGAUGGGAGGGAUCACAGCAUGAUCGUUCCAGUUUGGGUAAGGCACGUGGAUCGACCAUCAGAGGAGACAUUAGAAUAUGCCAUUCUUGAUGACCAGUCGAACGUGAGUUUUGUCUCCAAACGCCUCUGCAAGAAGCUAGAUGUUAAAGGGGAGAAAACGAAUCUUCUCCUUACAACAGUGCACCAGACAGGGAAGAUAGAAAGUGAAAGGAUUAAAGGUCUUGAGGUACUGGACUUCAACAAGGAGAAUGUCAUCCAGCUGCCAAUCACUUUCUCCAGGGAUUCGGUACCUGCAUCCCGCUCCCAGAUCCCUAAGCCAGAGGUAGUCAAGCAGUGGGACCAUCUAAACAGCAUAGCAAGUAAAAUGAUGCCAUACAGAAAAGAUGUUGAAGUGUCGUUACUUAUCGGUAAUGAUUGCACAAGAGCAGUUAGACCUCGUGAAAUCAUAACUGGAAAUGAAGAUGACCCAUAUGCCCAGAGAUCACUGCUUGGAUGGGGAGUGGUUGGGAGAGUGUGUAAAACUCCUGGAGAACUCAAGUCUGCAACAUGUAACAAGAUCUCAGUCAACUCGUAUCCCAACUUCAGUUUCCAGACCAAGGUAAAGGAAAUAAUCUGCCCUGAAAGGAUCAUCCAAGCAUUGGAAGCAGACUUCAAAGAGGAGAACGAAGGUCGUCCACCACUAUCGGUACAGGAUGUGAGGUUUCUUGAUAUCUUGGAGAAGGGAAUUACAAAGCGUCAAGAUGGGCAUUAUGAAAUGCCUCUACCCUUCAAGUCCGAUCAGGUCCAAGUGCCUAAUAAUCGUCAUCUUGCUGUGAAGAGAUGGAAUCAACUGAAUGCUCGAUUCAGGAAGAGCCCUCAGUUUCUAGCUGACUACAAGGACUUUAUGAAAGAAGUCAUUAAUUCCUGUGCUGAGAAGGCCCCGACAGAGUACACCGAAGGCAGAGUUAACUAUGUCCCACAUACAGGCGUCUACCAUCCAAAGAAACCAGGCAAGAUCAGGGUGGUGUUUGACUGUUCUGCAAAAUAUCAGGGAAUCUCACUAAAUGAUAAUCUUCUCCAAGGUCCUGAUAUGACGAAUGGUCUGCUAGGAGUGCUAUGCCGGUUCAGACAAGAAGAUGUAGCAGUCAUGGCCGACAUCAAAAGCAUGUUCCAUCAAUUCUAUGUGCCAGCAGAAGACCGAGACAUGCUUCGCUUCCUCUGGUGGGAAGAUGGUGACUCUACCAAACAAGUGAUUGAAUACAGGAUGAUGGUCCACCUCUUCGGAGCAGCAAGCUCUCCCAGCUGUGCAAAUUUUGGUCUGAAGAGAGCUGCGAAUGACGGCGAGGAAGAAUUUGGAGAAGCAGCAGCUAACUACAUUCGCAACGAGUUCUAUGUUGAUGAUGGACUGAAAUCUGUGUCUUCAGUAGAAGAGGCGGUGUCUCUCAUGAAAGCAGCUCAGAACAUUUGUUCGAAGGCAGGACUACACCUUCAUAAAAUAAUGUCCAACAAGAAGGAAGUCUUAGAGAGUUUCCCAAUCGAAGACCGAGCCAAAGGCGUAGCAGAACUUAAUCUGGCGGAAGACCCAUUACCACUUGAGAGGGCUCUAGGCGUUGUGUGGUGUGUAGAGAGUGACUCUCUACAAUUCAGACUUGAACUACAUGACAAACCACUCACCAGAAGGGGGAUCCUAUCUACUGUAAGCUCCAUCUACGAUCCGAAUGGUUACGUCAGUCCUGUUACCUUGCGUGGUAAACAAAUCCUUCAGGAGCUUUGUCGAGGCAAACUAGACUGGGACAGCCCGAUUCCAGAGGUAAUCAGAGCGCAGUGGGAGAAGUGGAGACAGGAAAUCGGUGAGCUUGAAAAGUUCAAGGUACAGCGAUGUUUCAAGCCCCCUAACUUUGGUGAAGUGAAGCAUGCCGAGCUCCAUCAUUUCUCAGAUGCCAGCCAAGAUGGUUACGGGCAGUGCUCGUACAUAAGACUUGUCAAUGGAUCUGGAGAAGUAUCAUGCUCGUUGGUGUUAGCCAAAUCCAGAGUAACACCCCUGAAAGCCGUCACUAUACCAAGACUAGAGCUUGUAGCUGCAACAAUCUCUGCGAAGAUGAGUGGAUUCCUUCGCAAAGAACUGAGAUACAAGGAGAUCCGUGAAUUCUUCUGGACUGAUAGUAAAAUCGUCUUGGGUUACAUCAACAACGAAGCAAGACGUUUCCAUGUGUAUGUAUCAAACAGAGUGCAAGAGAUUCGUAACAGAACCAAUCCAUCAGACUGGUAUUAUGUUGAUACAAGCUGCAAUCCUGCCGACGAUGCUUCACGGGGACUAACAGCAUCAGAGCUCUUACAUAGUAGUCGCUGGUUAGAAGGACCCACCUUCCUACAUGUAAGUGGACAGUUCCAGCCACCAAUCCAAACUGAGCAGCCAGUUCUAGAGCAAUCGGACCCCGAAGUAAGGAGAGUAAGUACACUCUCUACUAGGGGAGAGACUGGGAGUGAUUUCGAUGUUGACCGCCUACAUCACAUCUCAAGCUGGAAACGUGCAAGGAGAGUGAUGGCCUUAUGUCUGAGAUACAAACGAAAUCUGCAGGCACAACGAACUAAGAGGAUCCCUAUUCAAACAGUUGCGAGACCCUUGCCAAAGGUAAACUUCAGCGUGGCAGACCUCCAAGAAGCAGAGAUGGAAAUCAUACGCUGUCUGCAGAGAAAGUUCUUCGCUGCAGAAAAGGCAAUUCUACAGAGUCUGAGUGUCGACAAGGAAAGUGAUCGGGAAAAAGCAAAGACAAGAAACCAGCGAAUCAAGGCAACAAGUUCUUUGUAUCGGCUUGACCCCUUCAUUGAUUGCGAAGGGAUUAUACGAGUAGGUGGUCGAAUCAACAGGGCGAAUGUUUCCCGUGAGCUGAAACACCCGAUCAUCAUUCCACGACAGGGUCACAUGACAAGUCUCUUAAUUCGUCAUCAUCAUGAGCAAAUAAAUCACAUGGGUCGUGGCAUGUCACACAAUCAUCUGAGGCAGUCUGGCUAUUGGGUAAUUGGAGGAUCGUCCGCUGUGUCCAGUUACAUCUCCAAGUGUAUAUUCUGCAAGAAGAUGAGAGGGAGUCUCCAGCAGCAAAAGAUGGCUGAGCUUCCAGAGGAUAGAUUGACACCUGCUGCACCCUUCACUUACUGCGCAGUGGACUAUUUUGGACCGUUCACCAUCAAGGAGAGGCGUAGUGAAGUAAAGAGGUAUGGUGUAUUAUUCACCUGCAUGGCAUCCCGGGCAAUCCACCUUGAAUCAGCUAACAGCCUAUCAAGUAGCUCCUUCAUCAAUUGCUUGAGAAGAUUUCUCAGUCGACGAGGCCCGGUGCGUCAGAUACGUUCGGAUCGCGGCACAGCCUUCGUAGGAGCAAGAAAUGAGCUUCGUCAGGCAAUCCAGGAACUUGAUGAGGAAAAGGUCAAAGAGUAUCUUCAAGGAAACAAAGUCGACUGGAUUCCAUUCAACAUGAAUACUCCCCAUUCUUCUCACAUGGGGGGAGUAUGGGAAAGACAGAUUGCUACUGUUCGUCGUGCUCUAGAGCCCCUUCUAAUCAGCUCAGGAAACCAGCUCGACGAUGAGUCUUUCAGAACAUUCUUAACAGAGGUUGAAUCAAUAGUCAACUCUAGACCUCUUUCGACGAAAAACCUUUGUUCUCCAGAUGCUCCUGAGCCUCUAACACCAAAUCAUCUGUUGACUAUGAAACCUAAAAUCGUGCUACCACCUCCUGGAAAGUUCCAAACGGCAGAUUCCUAUUGUCGCAAAUGGUGGAGACGAGUUCAGCAUCUCUCCAAUGAAUUCUGGCUGAGAUGGAGAAAAGAGUUCUUGGCUGAACUCCAAACCAGACAGAAGUGGGUUACACCAAAGCGAAGCGUCAGGGCAGGAGAUGUGGUCAUCGUCAAAGAAGAAGGAGAAUUUCGAGGUAAUUGGCCCCUUGGUCGAGUAGAGAAAGUCCUUCCUAGCAAAGAUGGUCACGUACGCAAAGUCCAACUGAUGAUGGCAAACAAGUGUUUAGACGAAGAUGGACGAAGGAAAGGUCAGCCAACUAUCCUUGAAAGACCGAUACAUAAGCUGGUGGUGCUAAUUCCUACUGAAGAAACAUCACAAGGAAGGAUGCAAUCGGAAGACCAGAGGAUUCCCGAUCAAGGAGCCAGCCAAGAAGAAAAUAAGAAGUGAUGUCUUAUUGUAAAUGUUUAAUUUCUCUUUCUCUGAAUCUGUCAAACUCUUUCCCUAGUAUCCUCAUUCUCUCUUCUUCUCCCUCAGCCUUUUCACUCUCUCUCUUUCUCUCUAUCAGCAUUCUCUUUCCUAUAUUUUUCUUGCAGUCAUUAUGUAUAGAGUGAUUUUUGGAAUGUUUAAAUUACUUGAGGUGUAAUUUGUAACAGUAAGAUCACUGAGUAAUAUUGAUUUAGAUUGAAAUCCAUUUCAUUACAUUGGUAUCAUUAACAUAUUUUUCUAUGGUCAAUGUAUUUGAUGUGCUUGACAUAAUAUAUAUGUACUAAGUAGUACAUUUCGACACUUGAAUCUAGUAUUGUUAUGCUAAGAUGAUCACAUAAUCAGGUGAUUGAGCUAUUUACAUUUGUUUUAGUUUUACAGAUAAAUUACACAAUGGGAUCGGAAUAUCAUGAUUCCUAUUUUGGGUUGUUGUUCUUACAUUACUGUUUAUACUGUAGCGAGUAUUUAAAUAUUUGAGUCUAUAAUAAUUUGAAGUAUUAGUAUUCUGAAUCAAUUCCUUUUGUACUAUUUUGGUAACUGAUAGCAGGAUCAGUUAAAGGAGCCAUGUCACUGCAGCAGUGUGCAGUGAGUUCUAUGCAAUUUUAAUGCUGUAAAUAUUUUUGAUAUAUAUGUUUAAAUUCAUAUUCCACUAGAUUUCUCAUUUUGCACUCUAGCAUUUUCUUAAUCUCUUUCUACAUGAAAUCCCAUAGGUUAGGUUAUGUGCUAAAGUAUAGGUACAGAAAGCUAAUUCUAUAGAGCAAACCUUAGGUACACCCUUUAUUGUUAUAAUUUGUAUAGGAAUGGUCAAGUUCAUUGUUUUGUUCUGUGUAGAGCGCUGGGCAGUACCAGCUUCCUUGUAACUUUAAUUAGACUGUCUAAUGAGCAGUCUGGCUUGGCCAUAAGUUCAGAACCUUUAAAUAGAGAUGCAAAAAGCCAAGAAACUUCAGUUCAUAGUAAAGACACAGAAGAGAGAACUCCAGUUAACGUCAAGAUAUUUCUCGUAUUGAUUGCAACCAAGUGUACUUGUCUUAUAGCCUCCAAUUGUAUUUUAUCUCGGAUUUUGGACCGUGGGAUGACGGAAUAAAGUUCCACAUAAGCCACACUAAAGUCUGUGAAUACAUUUCUUUUGGAGUGAGAGUAUUUGUUAGCCGAAACUCCGUCCGUUUAUCGAGGAUAAAGGGCGGCAGCCACA
This is a messenger RNA of Lytechinus variegatus (green sea urchin), 7723 nucleotides long. RefSeq lists its product as uncharacterized. Gene Ontology annotation, biological process: DNA integration. The record is from RefSeq and is a predicted model, not a curated record. Gene Ontology annotation, molecular function: nucleic acid binding. The transcript has a single exon. NCBI's taxonomy places the organism in Eukaryota, Metazoa, Echinodermata, Echinoidea, Temnopleuroida, Toxopneustidae. The coding region runs from base 670 to 6495 and encodes 1941 amino acids.